AUGUGUAAUGUACCGCCCAAGUUUUACAAAUUGUGCCGCCUGUGCUUGACCAGCAUCAACGACUGUGAGCUGAACGAGUCCACCGUUCUGGUCGGCGGUCGGCAGCAGCAACAACAGCAGCAGGAGAAAAUCUCCCGCAAGCGCCAACAAAAUGGCUCUGGUGCCGCCCAGGAUCAAAACCCCACCACCAGUGAUGCCGUUGGAGAUGGUGGUGGUGGCGGUGGUGACGGCGGCGGUGGCAGUGUGGGCGAUGCCAGUGGUUAUGGUGAUGUUUUGAAAAGCCACCAGCACGUGCGCCACCACGGUGCUGCCGGAACUGGUGCGGCCAGCAGUAGUGGCAGCAGUAGCAGCAGCUCCAGUUCCAGCUCUAGUUCGAGCUCCAGCAACAGCAGCUCCAGCGACGACGACGAUGAUUACGACGAUGAUGACUUCUUCGACGGUGCCGACGAGUCCAGUGUGGACCUGGCCAAGCGGAUACGGACGUGUCUAGCGAUCAAGAAAAAGCCGAAAGCGAUGCAGGAGAAACAGAAUCGGAUGGAGCAGGAGCUGGAAAUGGAGGUUCUAACUAAAUGA
This is a messenger RNA of Sabethes cyaneus, 573 nucleotides long. Its product is annotated as inhibitor of growth protein 1 homolog. Bases 1 to 573 code for a protein of 190 amino acids. The record is from RefSeq and is a predicted model, not a curated record. Lineage: Eukaryota; Metazoa; Arthropoda; Insecta; Diptera; Culicidae. The transcript is spliced from 2 exons.